AUGGCUUGCGGAUCGGGGUGCUGCAGCCCCCAAAACGACCAACCCGACUCUUCAGAGUCCAAGCCCUCACCGACCCCUACUGGAUCUAACCAUGAGGUCGAGGAUGCCUGCAACGAUUCGGUUCCUUGCGCUGGAUUGACCGAAGCCCUGGAUGAAUGCUGUGCUGUUGAGGACGUUCCUAGCGAUGGUCGCGACAAACGAGACGAUUGCCAGAAAGGCUGCUGCUCAUCGCCAUCCGCUUCUGACACCAUACGACAUGCAUCUACCCAGUCAGCUGUUAAAGACUGCCAAGCUACUCCGAAAGAAGAUGUUCGGGAAGAUUGCAAGAAGGGCUGCCGCUCGUCUUUCUCCCCUUGCAUCGAGGCGGAGGAGGCAAAACCCCCAAGCUGUUGCGAGGGCAAGACGUUCCCGUGCUGCGACUCAACCUGCAUUGACCGCCUCGCUCUUCGCGAAUGCGCCAGCAAGAUGGCCUCGUCAACUCCCCGACGCUCGCCCACAGCAUCUGCUGGCGACGAUGGUUCUUGCACGGGCGGCGAAGGCGGAAUUCCGUGUCGUAGCCACGCACGCACAGUCCGUCAAACAUAUCAGGCUAAGCUCGAGGCAUUGGGUUGCAUCUGCCGGGCUCUGCUUGCCCUUGGGCAAGAAACAUGCUGUGCUCCUCGCGAACGACCCGCCCAGAAGCACCUAGGCCCUUCGAUCAAACGGACUGCUUCUCGUACCUCUGCCAGCUCACGCUGCGCCGGGACAGCGGCGACUACUGCCUGCGGUUCUAAUGCACGUACCGGAGCUAAGAAAGGUUCCCGUUCCGUAAGCAAUACAGCCACGGGCGAUGGUUGCAUCGAUGGAUGCUGCGCCCAACCGAAAGUUUCAAGCAUCGCGGCACCCUGCGCUGAUUCUUGUUGUGAGGCCAAUAAUUCGGAAGACGCUGUAACGAAGACCUUUGAGUAUGUAGCCAACGAUGCGAUUGUUGACGUUGAAUAUGGACUAUCUGGAGCUGAGCAUGUCAUUCUCAGCGUUUCCGGCAUGACUUGCACUGGCUGUGAAACCAAACUGAGACGAACGCUCGCCACUGUCAACGCCGUCAAAAACCUCAAGACUAGCUUGGUACUGGCCCGCGCCGAAUUUGACUUGGACAUGCGAACUGGUUCGGUGGCCGAGAUCAUCAAACACCUUGAGCGGACAACCGAGUUCAGGUGCGAAAAAGUAAGCAGCCAAGGUGCCAACAUCGAUAUUCUCACACCCGGCAAUCCUCAGGAUUUUAUCAACCAGCCGUGGCCGGAGGGUGUCAAAGACAUCCGCGUAGUAGACAAGACAAGUGUCCAUGUCGAAUUUGACGCUGAGAUCAUCGGGGCCCGCGACCUACUUGACAAGGGAUGGGACACGCCCGUCAGGCUGGCGCCGCUCCGCGCCGACCCCACGUUGGAAGCCGGGAGUAAUCAUGUCCGCAACAUGGGACUCACUACCUUGCUUUCGACUGCUCUGACCAUCCCUGUCCUCGUCAUGGCUUGGGCCUCUCUUCCUGAGAGGGAUAUUGCCUACGGCUCCGCGUCUCUGGCACUGGCGACUAUCGUACAGGUGGUCGUGGCCGGUCCAUUCUACCCGACGGCCCUGAAGAGUUUGGUCUUCUCGAAGGUCAUCGAGAUGGACCUGCUGAUUGUUUUGAGCACAAGCGCUGCGUACGUAUUUUCUGUCGUAUCCUUCGGCUUCCUCGUCUCUCACAGCCCUCUCUCGACUGGAGAGUUUUUCGAGACAAGCACACUGCUUGUCACGCUCAUCAUGGUUGGUCGAUACGUCAGCGCCCUGGCACGCCAAAAGGCCGUGGAAUCCAUCUCGAUUCGGUCGCUGCAAGCCUCUACGGCGUUGCUUAUUGACCAGUCUGGCAACGAGGAAGAAAUCGACGCACGCCUCCUCCAAUACGGAGACAUUUUCAAGGUUUUGCCAGACUGUAGAGUUCCGACUGACGGGACGGUGAUCUCUGGCUCCUCAGAGCUUGACGAGUCCAUGAUGACCGGAGAGUCGAAGACAGUCGAGAAACAUGUUGGUUCUUCGCUGAUCGCCGGGUCGGUUAACGGCUUCGGCACUCUCACUGUUCGUCUUACCCGCCUCCCGGGCGAAAAUACCAUCAGCAAUAUCGCCUGUAUGGUCGACGAGGCCAAGCUCUCCAAGCCCAAGAUUCAAGACAUCGCCGAUCGAGUAGCGUCAUACUUCGUACCAGUGGUUGUGGCCAUAACGGCCAUAACCUUUUCAACCUGGAUCGCCGUUGGCAUUGCUGUCCGCAAACAGUCCAGCUCCGAGGCGACAAUCCAGGCCGUUACUUACGCCAUCACCGUUCUAAUCGUAUCCUGUCCAUGUGCUAUCGGACUGGCUGUUCCAAUGGUUAUUGUAAUUGCGAGUGGUGUUGCCGCGGAGAGAGGUGUGAUUUUCAAGUCUGCUGACAGCAUCGAGAUCGCUUAUAAGACCUCACAUGUCGUCUUUGACAAGACUGGAACCAUCACCAACGGCAAAUUGACCAUUGCGGAAGAGCACUACAUCACUGAUGAUGCAGAGUCAACCAAGUCCUUGAUUCUCGGCCUUGUUGGUAGCAUCAAGCACCCCGUGUCUGCCGCUGUCGCGGCGCAUCUCAGAGCCAGCGGUGUAUUGGCCUCCGCGGUACCGGACCCCAAGACCAUGACUGGGAAAGGCGUUGAGGCUAUUGCUUCUGGACGUCGAAUUCAGGCAGGUAAUUCGCGAUGGCUCGGGUUCUCCACAGAUCCGAAAGUAGAGCCCAUUCUCUCCAGGGGCUGCACAGCAUUCUGUUUCGCCAUCGACGGCUUCUUAGCGGCGGUGUUUGGCCUUGAGGAUUCCAUUCGACCUGAUGCCUUGGAAACCAUCACAGUGCUGCAGAACUCGGGGAUUGCGGUCCAUGUGCUCUCUGGGGACGACGAUGGCGCCGUUCGGGCAGCUGCUACUCAACUGGGCAUUCCUGACACCAACGUCCGCUCUCGUUGCACCCCGGGGGACAAACAAGCCUACAUCCGGACGCUGCUGUGUCCUUCCGUUGAAACCAACCCCCACAGGUUUCCGAAGAGAAAUUUGAGAGAACCAGUCGUCAUCUUCUGUGGUGAUGGUAGCAACGAUGCAGUUGCACUGGCUCAGGCUACGAUUGGCGUGCACAUGAACGAGGGCACCGACGUUGCAAAGUCCGCCGCAGAUGUGGUUCUCAUGAGGCCCAACCUGGCCGGCAUCCUCACCAUCAUCAACAUCAGCAAGAGGGCCAUUCACAGGAUCGCCUUCAACUUUGGCUGGAGCUUCGUCUACAACCUGUCUGCUAUCCUCCUUGGGGCCGGGGCGUUCGUCAACGCAAGAAUCCCGCCCGAGUUUGCUGGCCUGGGUGAACUGGCGAGUGUGCUGCCCGUAAUUGCGGCAGCCGUUCUCCUACGCUGGAGCAAGGUUUAG
Molecule: messenger RNA, 3435 nt
Organism: Colletotrichum graminicola M1.001
Lineage: Eukaryota; Fungi; Ascomycota; Sordariomycetes; Glomerellales; Glomerellaceae
Product: copper-translocating P-type ATPase
Exons: 2
Coding region: 1-3435 (1144 amino acids)
Biological process (GO): monoatomic cation transport
Cellular component (GO): membrane
Molecular function (GO): metal ion binding; ATP hydrolysis activity; ATPase-coupled monoatomic cation transmembrane transporter activity
Source: RefSeq, a predicted model, not a curated record